Messenger RNA from Hibiscus syriacus, 2848 nucleotides. Its product is annotated as phospholipase D beta 1-like. The record is from RefSeq and is a predicted model, not a curated record. Bases 104 to 2758 code for a protein of 884 amino acids. The transcript has 9 exons. Gene Ontology annotation, cellular component: plasma membrane. NCBI's taxonomy places the organism in Eukaryota, Viridiplantae, Streptophyta, Magnoliopsida, Malvales, Malvaceae. Gene Ontology annotation, biological process: phospholipid catabolic process; phosphatidylcholine metabolic process. Gene Ontology annotation, molecular function: D-type glycerophospholipase activity; calcium ion binding.
CUUACCUCCACAUUGUUCAAUCCAGUACCCCCUUUCAUUUUCUCUUACCAGUUUUGGGUAUUGGCCAGAUUUCCUUAAGAAUCCGGUCCAGUUUAAUUCUCCAAUGGCUAGUACACUUUUCCACGAGGCUCCCUCCUUGGGAGGCUCGAGCCAUGGUCAGGGCCUCCAAAUUCUUCCAUUUAAGACCAGUAAAGUGUCCUUGCAAGUCUUGCUCUUACAUGGCAAUCUAGAUAUUUGGGUCAAGCAGGCUAAAAACCUACCAAACAUGGAUAUGUUCCACAAGAAGUUGGGUGAUAUGCUUGGAAAGAUUGACUUAAAGGUUAGUGACAAACUCGAAAGCCACAUGUCUCAUAAGAUAACCAGCGAUCCAUAUGUCACAAUCUCGGUGGCGGGUGCUGUGAUUGGGAGAACUUUUGUUGUUAGUGAUUCCGAGAAUCCGGUUUGGACGCAACGUUUUACCGUCCCCGUUGCACAUUAUGCCUCUGAAGUCCACUUUGUUGUCAAAGACGAUGAUGUUGUGGGCUCACAGAUCAUGGGAGCCGUUGGAAUUCCGAUUGAACAGCUAUGUUCAGCCACAAAAGUUGAAGGAACCUUCCCUAUCCUUAAUGAAAAAGGGGAGCCUAUUAAGCCUGGAGCUGUUCUGACUUUGUCAAUUCAGUACACCCCAAUCCAGCAAAUGGCUAUUUACCAUAGGGGAUUAGGUUCAGGACCUGACCAUCAUGGGGUCCCUGGUACUUACUUUCCUCUUAGAAAAGGGUGCAAAGUUACUUUAUAUCAAGAUGCUCACGUCCAUGAUGGUUUCCUUCCCAAUUUGGAGGUUGAUGGCAAUGCUGGAUAUGAGCAUUGGAGCUGCUGGCUGGACAUCUGUAAUGCUAUAGUCCAGGCCCAUCGUUUGAUAUACAUUGCAGGCUGGUCUGUAUUUCAUAAUAUCAGACUUGUUCGUGAAUCCGAUAAGGCGUCGAAUACCACAUUGGGCGAUCUUCUUAAACUUAAAUCUCAGGAGGGUGUUAGGGUGCUGCUCCUUGUAUGGGAUGAUCCUACUUCUAAGAGCAUUGUAGGAUAUAAAACGGAAGGAAUCAUGGGUACAAAUGAUGAAGAGACUCGCCAGUUUUUCAAGCACUCUUCCGUGCAAGUGUUACUUUGCCCUCGAUCUGCCCAAAGAGGAAGCUGGAUAAAAAACCAGGAAACUGGAACAAUCUAUACCCAUCAUCAGAAAACUGUGAUUGUCGAUGCCGAUUCUGGUAACAACAAAAGAAAGAUUAUGGCAUUUGUUGGUGGUCUUGAUUUGUGCAGGGGUCGGUACGAUACUCCAAACCAUUCACUUUUCAGAACAUUGCAAACAGUACACAAAGAUGACUAUCACAACGCUUGCUUCACGGAACCUAAAACUGGUUGUCCAAGAGAACCUUGGCAUGAUUUGCAUUGCCGAAUUGACGGCCCAGCUGCUUAUGACAUACUCACCAACUUUGAGGAGCGUUGGUUAAAGGCUUCUAAACCUCACGGGCUUCAAAAACUAAAGAAUUCAGUUGAAGAUGCAUUACUAAAGAUUGAAAGGAUUCAUGAAAUUGUUCGGAUGGCAGAAAUCCCUUAUUCGAGCAAGGAUGAUCCUGAAUCUUGGCAUGUUCAGGUUUUCCGUUCAAUUGAUUCCAACUCUGUGAAGGGUUUUCCGCAUGAUCCAAAAGAAGCUACAAAAAUGAACUUGGUGUGUGGGAAGAAUGUUCUUAUAGACAUGAGCAUACACACUGCAUAUGUGAAUGCAAUCCGUUCUGCUCAACGCUUCAUCUACAUCGAGAAUCAGUACUUUCUUGGAUCAUCAUAUAAUUGGGAUGCACACAAAGAUUUAGGUGCAAACAAUUUAAUUCCAAUGGAAAUUGCUCUGAAAAUUGCUAACAAAAUCAGAUCAAAUGAGAGGUUUUCUGCUUAUAUUCUCAUCCCAAUGUGGCCAGAAGGUGUUACAACCAGCGCUCCUAUCCAAAGGAUUCUCUUUUGGCAGCAUAAAACAAUGCAAAUGAUGUAUGACAUCAUAUACCAGGCAUUGGUGGAAACUGGACUUGAGAAAAGAUAUGAGCCUCAAGAUUUUCUAAAUUUCUUUUGUCUUGGUAACCGAGAGGCUGUCGAUGGAGUUUCCUCUUCGAAUGCUAGCGAUCCCACCAUGUCAAUUACUCCUCAGGUACCUCCCAAGCCUACCUAUGUAGACUUCCCAGCUUUCUCUUUAAUACUCCAGCCUGCUUAUCCAUACGAAAAUGAACCAAAUAUGUUAACACAGGCACUUGCGAAGAAGAGCCGCCGCUUUAUGAUCUACAUUCAUUCCAAAGGUAUGAUAGUAGACGACGAGUAUGUCAUAAUAGGGUCUGCUAACAUCAACCAGCGCUCGAUGGAAGGCACUAGGGACACUGAAAUAGCAAUGGGUGCCUAUCAGCCUAGCCAUACGUGCUUAAGCGAACGACACAAUCCGCACGGGCAGGUGUACGGUUAUAGGAUGUCACUAUGGGCAGAGCAUAUUGGAGGUGUGGAGGAGAGUUUUAAGCAACCGGAGAGUCUGGACUGUGUAAGGAAGGUGCGGUCUUUGGGUGAGCAAAACUGGAAACAAUACAUGGCUGAUGAAGUUACAGAAAUGAAGGGCCACCUUCUCAAGUAUCCGGUCGAAGUCGAUCGGACCGGCAAAGUGAAGCCACUUCCUGGCUGUGAAACAUUCCCAGAUGUGGGUGGGAAAAUUAUGGGUUCAUUUGUUGCCAUUCAAGAAAAUCUCACAAUCUAAAUCUAAUAAUCAAAGAAAUGUGGUUUUUUGUUGUAGCUUAGCUACCAUGAUGAUUGGCUAGACCCUCUUUUAUUCUUGUUUUGGAGGAGA